CUCUUCUUCUCUUUCCUUAACUUUGCUUUUUCUCUUUUUUCUCUCUCACAAGUUCCCCUAAUGGCAGAUAUAUGCUGCGUCAAGGAGAUCCAAGAAGAAGACGUCGACAAUAUCCACUUACCGAUCCAACUUGAGCUGGACCUCCCUGAUCACGAAGAUCCAACAGUCAACAACGACGAUGGUUGCAAGACUCCAACAUCUUCCGCUCACAAGAUUCCAGCGGUGAAGUAUACGUUAUGUCCACCAGCUCCUAGAAAACCCGGACCAAAAAGAAAAGUGACACCGGUUAAUGCUGUUAACCGUGUACCGAUUGAUCUGAGCCGGGAGAUGGAGAUGUUCUUCGAAGAUUUGGACCGCAGGAUCAAGAAGUCACGGAAACAAUAAGUAAAGAAGAAGACCAAGAAGAGUAUAUUGAUCAUUUCUAAUUUAUGACUGUGUGGUGGUAAUUGAUCCUUUUAAUUUCCCCCUUCAUUUUUUCUUUUAAUUUUCUGUAUAAUACAAGUGGCAUGUUGAUAACAAUAAAAAUUUAUCUCGUUAUGAGUCCUUUUAUUCUGAU
This is a messenger RNA of Eruca vesicaria subsp. sativa (arugula), 556 nucleotides long. The record is from the annotation of a GenBank genome assembly. Lineage: Eukaryota; Viridiplantae; Streptophyta; Magnoliopsida; Brassicales; Brassicaceae.